Molecule: messenger RNA, 2174 nt
Organism: Linepithema humile (Argentine ant)
Lineage: Eukaryota; Metazoa; Arthropoda; Insecta; Hymenoptera; Formicidae
Source: RefSeq, a predicted model, not a curated record
AUGGGUCCUAAGAAGGACGGUUUGAUAGAUGAAGCUCGUUGUAACCCUUUCCCUGGUGUUGGAGGAACUCCGUUCGGAAAGUGGUCUUCCGUAUUGCAACUGCUCUCCGAGCACGCCCUAGGCGGCGAGGUUUGGAUUGCGACGGAUCGAGUCUCCGGUGUGCCUGAUGAUGCGACCGUCUCGGUUCUCGACGCAACAGAGUGUUCUGUGAAUCGAGGAGAAAGAGGUCUCCGAAUUCAAAUGUCCCCAGCAACAAGAGUAUCUCUUGAUGGCCGAGUCAGCCGGACACAGAACUCUAGAGGAAUUAAUUUCCAAGCAAGAGUCUGUGGGGGCGACGGCGGUGCUGAUCUGCUAUUGGAAGCAUCGGUCUUUUGGGAGAUCAUGGGACGCGAGCAAAUUCGAUUAUCAAAGAGGGCGCCCAUAAUUCAAGAAACUAUUAGGCUGGAUAAUUUCAGAUCUAAUAGUUGGUUAGCAAAAACUAGUCCGGCGGAUGUGGCACGCGUUGAAAAACAUACGUUCAUCAGUACAGACAAGAAGAGAGAUACUGUUCCUACGCCACGAAAAGGAAUUAUAGGAGAUCUUGGAAACUGGAUUUCUCCGAGAGAUAUGGAUCAAGCUAUUUUGGAACGUUUUCCGGGGUGUAUGAAAGGACGUACAAUGUACGUGAUACCCUUUAGUAUGGGACCUGUAGGUUCUUCGCUUUCGAAAAUCGGUAUAGAAAUUACCGAUUCAGCUUAUGUAGUUUGCUCAAUGAGAAUAAUGACUAGGAUGGGAGAAAAGAUACUUGAAAUCUUAGGAAAUGAUGAUUUCAUUAAAUGUUUACACUCAAUGGGUGUUCCGAAAUACAAUUCCAAAGUCAAUACAAAUCAUUCUUGGCCAUGCGACCCCGAGAGGACAAUUAUCCUUCACAAACCCGCCAAAAAUGAGAUUGUAUCUUAUGGAAGUGGUUAUGGCGGAAAUUCUUUAUUAGGAAAAAAGUGCUUUGCGCUCCGAAUUGGUUCGACAAUAGCUAAGAAGGAGGGAUGGCUUGCCGAACAUAUGCUCAUAUUAGGUAUUACAAAUCCUAAAGGCAAAAAACGUUACAUUGCUGCCGCUUUUCCAAGUGCUUGUGGUAAAACAAAUUUGGCUAUGAUGCAGCCUACUUUACCGGGUUAUAAAAUCGAAUGCGUAGGAGACGAUAUCGCAUGGAUGAAAUUCGAUGAUAAAGGAUACUUACGUGCUAUUAACCCAGAGAAUGGAUUUUUCGGGGUCGCUCCUGGCACGAGCUCAGCUACGAAUCCUAAUGCUAUGAAAACUAUUUUCAAAAAUACCAUUUUCACUAAUGUAGCAUCUACUAGUGAUGGAGGAGUAUAUUGGGAAGGAAUGGAAAAAGAACUUGAAGAUAAUAUUAAGGUAGUAGAUUGGAGAGGCAACGAUUGGUUCAGAGAUUCUAAAAUACCAGCAGCUCAUCCAAAUUCAAGAUUUUGUACUCCUGCUAAACAAUGUCCUAUUAUUGAUCCUUAUUGGGAAGAUCCAGCUGGCGUUCCAAUCGACGCUAUACUAUUCGGAGGUCGAAGACCGCAAGGUGUACCUUUAGUUUAUCAAGCCCGAAACUGGCAACAUGGUGUCUUUAUCGGUGCUGCAAUGAGAUCCGAGGCUACAGCCGCUGCAGAACAUAAAGAUAAAAUAAUUAUGCACGAUCCGUUUGCAAUGAGACCUUUUUUUGGAUAUAACUUUGGACACUAUCUCGCUCACUGGUUAAGUAUGGAACAUGUGAAGAACGCCAAACUGCCAGCGAUAUUUCAUGUAAAUUGGUUUAGAAAAAAUUUGGACGGAAAAUUUUUAUGGCCAGGAUUUGGUGAAAAUUCUCGUAUCCUUGAUUGGAUUCUUCGAAGAAUCGACGGCGAAGAUAUUGCCGAAGAUUCAGCUAUUGGAUUAUUGCCAAAACCAGGAUCUAUCAAUUUGGAAAAUCUCAAUAGUGAAGUGAACAUGACAGAAUUGUUCAGAUUGCCAAAAAUUUUUUGGCAAAAAGAAGUUAAAGAUUUGAAAGAAUAUUUUGAUUCUCAAGUCGGAAGCGAUUUACCAAAAGCUAUAUCAGUGGAAUUCUCUCGUCUUUCUCAAAAUGUUAAUAAUCUUUAAUUCUCUGAUUUUAUUACAUUUUAAUGUAUAAAUAUAAUAUUUGGAAUUUUGUAAUG